Molecule: messenger RNA, 2061 nt
Organism: Pyricularia oryzae 70-15
Lineage: Eukaryota; Fungi; Ascomycota; Sordariomycetes; Magnaporthales; Pyriculariaceae
Exons: 3
Coding region: 110-1882 (590 amino acids)
Biological process (GO): regulation of transcription by RNA polymerase II
Molecular function (GO): zinc ion binding; DNA-binding transcription factor activity, RNA polymerase II-specific
Source: RefSeq, a predicted model, not a curated record
ACCGAGCUAAGGUAGAUACUCUCUGUACCUUGCCUUACCUUAGACGGCUACCUAGCUACCUGUCUAUCUAUUUGGGCUAUCUUCCCUGCCUAUCCGUCGCAAUCGUGUCAUGAAUAGCACGACUGCCAUGCCUCAAUCUCAACAACCCAGUGGUGCCCUUGGCCAAAGGCAACAACAACAACUGUCACAGUUACAGACCCAACAGCAACCGCGACGACCGCAUGGCCCCCGUCUCUAUCACAAGAAGAGCAGGACAGGAUGCUUUAGGUGUAAGGGACGUCGCGUCAAGUGCGAUGAGCAAAGACCUGCAUGCGGUGGCUGCAGUAGGCACAUGGUAGAGUGCGUAUAUCCACCUCCCGCCACUGCUACCACCGAAGAACCUAGACAAGAUGCUUCUGCAUCAACCAGACGUGUACAAAGACCACGGCCUAGACAGUCGUCAUCUGAGGGGCCAAGGUCCGGACUGGGCGGCCGUCGCGGGCGACAUACGGGAAGCGGUACAGAUAAUCCCGCCUCGCUCUCGCCAUCUACGUCGAACCACUCUCCUCCAAGUGCGGGCCAUGACGAACCACAUGACCGCAAAAGGUCAAUACAUGGCCAUGACCAUCACAUGUACAACCAAGAGCCGCCGUCCUUGCUUCGCCUGCCACCGAUGGUACCAAACGGCGACCAGGAAGAAACACUAGACCCUCCCGAGUCCCGCGCCCGGCGGCUGACGGAGUUGCAACUCUUGCACCACUAUAUAUACCAGCAAGCGAAAACAUUCAAGCGGGUUCUGCCUUAUGAUAGGACAGGAAAGGAUGGAAAGCCGACGGGGCAGGAAACGUUUCUGUGGAGCUACGAGGCCAUUGAGAUGGCCUGGGAAUCGGACGGCAUAUUGUACGCCUUGCUGGCUCACUCGGCGCUAUGCAAGUACACAAAGGCGGCCGCGGACUUGAGGGAGAGGAGAAAAAACGACGAAGACGGCGAGCAGAGCCCCAAGCGCGACCCCGAGUGCGUCCGCUGGCUCGAGCUGCAGUCGCAGUACCUCUCGAUGGCGCUCCGGGAGCAGCGGCGGGCCGUCGACACGCUCAACAGGGGCACGGCUGACCUGGUGUGCAUGUCGGCCCUCACCAUUCUCAGCCACUCGUUCGCCCUCGUCCAGUCGUCCCCGACCCGGCCGAGGUGGCAGCCCCCCGUGGAGUGGCUGCAGAUGGGCCACGGCGCCGGCCAGGUCUUUCAGAUCGCAAAGAGCCACAUGCAGCUCGACCGCAUGGCCAGGUUCCUCACCACCCCGCCGCACUUUGACUUGGAGGACAUGUUUGCCGAGCGAAACAUGGCCCCCUUGCUGUGGUUGAUCGAGCGGCCCUUCCCGCAGCCCCACGUCGAGCCGUCGCCCUCGGUCAUGUCGACGACGUCGUCGUCGCUGGGCUCCAUCGAGGUGUUCAAGACUAGCAACAGCAACAGUCCGGUGCGCAGCUUGAUGGAGAUCAAGAUGGCGGCCUCUGGACCAUCGACACCGUCCGAUGUGGAUCCCGAAGGGCCGGAUACCGAGCUUCAGGACGACGCCAUCAAGGUGUAUCAUCGCGUUCUGAUGUACAUUGGGUGGGUAGAACGUGCCAUACAUGCACACAACACGGCCGACGAGCCCCUAUUCGCCGUCUGCCGCCGCUUCGGCGCCUUUGCCGUCUGGACGCCGCCUGCCUUUCAAGAGUUCCUGAUCCAGCGCCGGCCACGUGCCCUCGUCAUCCUGGCGUAUUUCUUCAGCCUCUGGAUACCGUUCCACGAGGUCUGGCUGAUUGGCAGCGCCGGCUCCGAUCAGCUCAAGGCCAUCCGCGAGGAGCUGCCGCCCCGGUGGAGGCAGAAGCUGGACGGCGUGGCGGAGAAGUAUGGCAUUCCCUGAGACAUACGUCUGCCCUGGGGGAAAACAUGAAAAUCUGCCCAAAAGACUUUCUUUUCUCCUAUGGUUCAAUGAUACUGUGGCUUUUUUUAUGAUUGGUUGACAAUGCAUUUCUUGGAGGGGUUUCAAAGGACUGACCUGGCUUGUGGCGGUUGGGCGUGCGGUGCAUUCCCUUUUUCUUU